Molecule: messenger RNA, 1509 nt
Organism: Guillardia theta CCMP2712
Lineage: Eukaryota; Cryptophyceae; Pyrenomonadales; Geminigeraceae
Exons: 24
Coding region: 1-1509 (502 amino acids)
Biological process (GO): protein O-linked glycosylation via fucose
Molecular function (GO): peptide-O-fucosyltransferase activity
Source: RefSeq, a predicted model, not a curated record
AUGAAAGAAAGGGAAUGCAGCAGGAUCAUUCUGUGCCUUGUUUUCCUAUCGAUCCUUGUGGCAAGCAGCCAGGAAGGCCAGAGGCAUCAACAAGAGCUCGAAGGCCGCUACAGCAAUCGCCUCGAGCUGGCAGUGCGAUGUUUAGAGCAUGGGAUACAACUUCUGCGGUCCGAGCAUCAUCAGCAGGCACAGGGGUACAUGCAGACCUCCUACAGGAUGUCGCAAGACGUGGGGACAGCAAACGCAAGCUCGAUAUCUAACAAGUUGAGAUUUGCGUACAUCAACGUCAGGAUGCAAUCGGCCAUGUAUCUAGGGAUGUUGUCUGAGGUAACCAAGUCAGAUCACAUCGCAAGGAACUACUACAUGUCAGCGUUGCGUCUGGCGAAGGAGCACAACAGCGUUCCGACCUUCUUUCAUGUGUGCAGGCACGUAGAGAACCUGCGAGCGCUGGUGGAGAGAAAGGCAAACAAAGAUCACCAGUCCACUGAGGGGUUUUCCUCGGAGAGGUUCCUUGUCUUCAGGUUUUGGGCAGGACUAAGCAACAGGAGGCAAGAGCUGAUCGGGAUGAUCGGAGCAGCGAGGCUCCUGAACCGGACCCUCGUGCUCCCUGACAUGGUGGAAGGAAGGUGGAUGGCAAACCACAAGGCUAACAGAGUCGUACCGAAGCUCCCGCCCGUCAACACAGAGCUUCACGUGCGGGACUACGCUUACUCGGGGCAGUUUUCUUCCUUCGGGCUGUCCUACGGAACCAUCUCCUACGUCUCCCCUGAUCAAAUCCAGUCCCCCCGCCCCCCCCAACAGCUCGAACAAGAUCUCGGAAGAAGCAAGCUCCCUGUGCUCGCUAUCGACUUCUCCUAUCGGCUGCUCGACCUCGGCAACGCUGGAGAGUUUGAGUUCUUCAAUGGGACUGCGGAGUGGACCCCGAGGAGAAUUGACGUGAAAUUCACCCCGUCGGACUUCUACGUUGAAAUCCUUCAGCAUUUGCACUUCUCCCAGCAGAUCGCGAGCGCUGGACGCGCCGUCAUGCUUGCAACAAAUAUGAGAGAAAGUUCGUUUCUUGCGGUGCAUCUUCGUAGGAACGACAUGUCCUACUGGAAGAAUCGGCAGCAUGCCUGGCCGGAGACAGACCAAGUCCAGACGCUGGCUCGAUCGAGAAACUUGUCCGAAAUCUUUCUCGCUACAGACGCGGAUGGGAAGGAAAUCUCGCGCAUCCAGCGUUCGAUCCCCCAGCUCGUCCUCUUCGAUCUCGGGCUGCGGAAGCGGAUGGGGAUAACGACGGGAGAGGCUCAGGUCGCCAUAGUGGACCAGUUCGUCUGCUCUCGUGCUGCCUCCUUCCUGGGCAACUUCUGGUCGACCUUCUCCUGGGCGAUCAUCGAGGUGGUCGAGGCGCGUCCUCGAAGCGACUUGCUCACGGUGGAGCAGGAGAGGCACAAGCUCGGGCACGACAGCAGCAGCAGCCAUUUCUUCCAGGUGCGCCUGGUCGAGGUGGUGGAAACAGGAGCACAGUGA